Chaetomium globosum CBS 148.51 is the source of this 120-nucleotide messenger RNA. RefSeq lists its product as uncharacterized. The transcript is spliced from 2 exons. Bases 1 to 120 code for a protein of 39 amino acids. Lineage: Eukaryota; Fungi; Ascomycota; Sordariomycetes; Sordariales; Chaetomiaceae. The record is from RefSeq and is a predicted model, not a curated record.
AUGUACCUCGCAACUCCCCAAGUUGAAACCGCUGCGGCAGCCGUAGUGGGCCCGAGUUGGGACUGCGGGCGGGAGCGGGAGAACCUGCGUGGGGGAUGGUUGACAUGGGAUGGAAAAUGA